AUGGAAAGUUUAAAACAAGAAUCUUCUUUAUUGCCACCAGAAGCAUCAUCUUCAUGUACAGCAUCUUCGACGUCAACAUCAACACUGUUAUCGUCAAUUUCAUCACCUAGACGAAAAAUUGGCAACCCUAAAAAAAGGACAACUGGUAAUCUUAUGGAUUUAAUAUCAAAAUCUUCUGCAUAUAAAAGUGAUCCACCAACCAUAAUUUUACCAGAUUUUUUUUAUUUGGGUGACUCAAAAACUGCUUGUUGGUUACCACAUUUUGUCAAUUGGAAUAUCACACAUGUCAUCAAUUUAUCAGGUUGUUCAAAUUUUUGGGAAACUAAAGAUAAGAUUGACUAUGAAAUCUCAAAUCUUGAAUUUGAUGAUGAAAUGACUAAAGAUUUAGAUGAAUUUAAGGAAGAAGUUGUUGGCAAAGAUAUUAAUAAUAAACCACUUUUUUUUGUUAAUAAUGGUGAUAAUACCAGUAUUUCUAAAUUUGCACAAAACAAUCAAGUAGAUGAUCCAAAAUCAAAUAUAUCAAAAUACUUUAAUCAAUGUAUUGAAUUUAUCGAGAAAGCAAAAGAAUCAAAUGGCCGUGUUUAUGUUCAUUGUUAUGCUGGUAUUAGUAGAUCAACAACAGUGGUGAUUGCUUAUUUGAUGUAUUCAUGUAGAUUUUCAUUAAAAAAAGCUUUGAAUUUAGUUAGGGAAAAACAUAAAAUUGUUAGACCAAAUUCAGGAUUCAUUAGACAAUUAGAAAAAUUUGAAAAGGAGAUUUCAUUAAAAGAUUAA
Entrophospora sp. SA101 is the source of this 771-nucleotide messenger RNA. The record is from the annotation of a GenBank genome assembly. Lineage: Eukaryota; Fungi; Glomeromycota; Glomeromycetes; Entrophosporales; Entrophosporaceae.